Messenger RNA from Triticum turgidum subsp. durum (durum wheat), 372 nucleotides. NCBI's taxonomy places the organism in Eukaryota, Viridiplantae, Streptophyta, Magnoliopsida, Poales, Poaceae. The record is from the annotation of a GenBank genome assembly.
AUGGAGGCGUGGCUGGAGGUGGAGUCGCACCACUUCUUCCCGUCGGCACAGACCGUGGUGUACGAGCUGCUCAUCAAGCCGCUGUUCGGUGCCGCGCCUGACACGGCCGAGGCGGACAAGAAGGCCGCCGAGCUCGACAAGCUGCUCGACGUCUACGAGGCCCACCUCGCCGCCGGGAACAAGUACCUGGCCGGCGACGUGUUCACGCUCGCCGACGCCAACCACAUGUCCUGGCUCUUCUUGCUCACCAAGAGCCCCAAGGCGGAGCUGGUUGCGUCACGGCCGCACGUCAAGGCCUGGUGGGAGGAGAUCUCCGCCCGCCCUGCCUGGGCCAAGACCGUCGCCUGCAUCCCCCUCCCGCCCGGCGUCUGA